Molecule: messenger RNA, 7560 nt
Organism: Monodelphis domestica (gray short-tailed opossum)
Lineage: Eukaryota; Metazoa; Chordata; Mammalia; Didelphimorphia; Didelphidae
Source: RefSeq, a predicted model, not a curated record
GCGGACAUACAGUCUCACACGAGCAAACCCAAACAAACCAUGUUCUCUUCCGGCAGAGGGCGGGACCAAACUGAGGCACGGCGUCUAACUUGGGUUCUGGCAGCCAAUCAGGAGCCUGGGCACUUAUUCAAAAUCUGACCUGGCGCGGGGACGACUCUGGGAGUGGAGUCGUCGUCUCCUCUGAGUGGGAAGGAGAGAAGCAUCGAAGCCCCCCUCCCAUGCCAGUCCAUACGCCUGCGCAGGGAAGGUGGGCCUUCGACUACUUAGCCUCCGGUUUCCUCUUCUGCAGAAAGGGGAUAAUCAUACUUGUGGCCCCUACAUUACCGAGUUGUCACAGAAAAAGUAAGAUCUGACUUCAAAAGCUGCCUGAGACAGUCAAGAUCCAGUUUAUCAUUCAUCUUUACUGCUUGUUGAAAGUGCAUAUGUUGAUGGACUGACUAUCUCACUCUAUCAUUGUCUGAAAAAACAGAUUUUAAAGACUGUCAUUAAGAAAAGACCAAAAAUCAAAUGCAUAUCAAAGAGCUUAAAUUCCACAGUUUGAGUCCUUUUUAAAAGACUUCUCGCUAUUAAUAUGUCAAUGUAUGGUACAACUAUUAUUCGAAAUCGCAAUGAUGGUCUUGGCUUAUCUUCACAAAGUAAUUCAUCCCAAAGCAGCAGACUUAAGCAUCAUAUGAAGUCAGAGAUGCCAGAGUGUGAAAAUAAUUCAUUAUUUAAAUCUUUAAGUAAAAUCAAAGAAAUAAAUAAAACCUAUGUUAUUUCAGCCUGUAAAAAAGUGCAAGAUGAACCUCUCACACCUAACUUGGAAGGCAGGUUGGCACUUCAAAGAAGAACUAGAAAAAUUCAAGAACCACCUUUGCUUGGUAGUCAGCUUCAGGAAGAAACCGAAGAAACAACAGAACAACUUACAUUGCAGCGUCGUAUAAGAUUAGACUCUCUGGAAAAGUGUAAGACAAAUAAAAAUGCACCAGAUAUAAUAGACAAUAAAAAGUCUGCUUUGGACCAGAGCAAUAAAAAUCUAAAGACAGCAAAUUCUGAUAAACACUCUUUUGUUAAAUCUAUUUCCCCUGUAUUUGAAAAUAUAGAACGAAGAAAAACAACUGCUGAUGAAAAGAGCAAAGAAAAAUGUUCAGUUCCAAAUGCAGAAAAUGGAAACAUUUUACAUGAUAAAUGCUCUGUUUCUCAAGUAUUUGAGUCACAAAGUCAGAAUGAAGUUAGUAGAUUAGGACACUCAACAGUAAUGAAGCCUAUUCAAAACACAUCAGAUAUAAAGAUAAUUACAACAGGAAAUUUAAAUAAUAGAAGUACUGGAAAGGAAACAAUGAAAAAUAUAAAUAAUAAGUUUGGAAGCUUGGAAAAACCAAGAACAUCCAGACAAUGUAUUAUGGAAGAAAACAAAUUUACACCAAAAUGGAGUACUCCUCAGGGGAGAACCUCAGCUUUGUCCAUUUCAAAAAGUAGAACAUGCUUUCAAAAUAUGCAAAACCAAAAAAGCGUACCUAGUUCUUUUCUUGAAAAUAAAAGGGAAAGAUCACAAGAAAAAACCUUAUUGAAAGAAGAAACUAUAAUUUACAAUACUUUUAGACAAUCAAAUCUUUUAAAGGUAGAGAAUAGUCAAGUGACAGUGGCUGUACGAGUAAGACCCUUCAGCAGCAGAGAGAAAACCGAAAAAGCAUCUCAGGUAGUCUUCAUGAAUGGCCAAGAGACAACUGUGCAAUAUCCUGACAUGAAACAAAUAUAUAAUUUUAUUUAUGAUUUUUCAUUCUGGUCUUUUGACAAAAGUCAUUCUAACUAUGCAAGCCAAAUGACAGUAUAUGAGACAUUAGCAGUGCCACUCCUGGAAAGCGCUUUUGAAGGAUAUAAUACUUGUCUCUUUGCUUAUGGACAGACCGGCUCUGGAAAAUCUUAUACGAUGAUGGGAUUUGGUGAAGAAGUGGGAAUAAUUCCCAGAUUUUGUAAAGAUCUCUUUUCUCAAGUAGCCAAAAAAGAAACACAAGAGGUCUCCUAUCACCUUGAAAUGAGUUUUUUUGAAAUCUACAAUGAAAAAAUUCAUGACCUACUUGUUUGUAAAGGUGAAAAUGGACAGAAGAAGCAGCCUCUCAGAGUAAGAGAGCAUCCAGUUUCUGGACCCUAUGUAGAAGCUCUGUCAGUGAAUGUCGUGAGUUCUUAUUCUGAUAUUCAGAGUUGGCUUGAAUUGGGAAAUAAACAAAGAGCAACUGCAGCCACUGGUAUGAAUGAUAAAAGUUCCCGUUCACAUUCAGUUUUUACUUUGGUGAUGACCCAAACAAAGACAGAAUUCGUGGAAGAGGAAGAACAUGACCACAGAAUUAUUAGUCGUAUAAAUCUAAUUGAUUUGGCAGGCAGUGAGCGAUGCUCAGCAACUCAGACUAGUGGGGAGCGGCUAAAAGAAGGUGUGAGUAUUAACAAAUCACUCUUAACUUUGGGAAAGGUUAUUUCUGCUCUCUCUGAGCAAGCAAGCCGAAAAAGAAUUUUUAUCCCUUAUCGUGAAUCUGUUCUUACAUGGUUGUUAAAAGAAAGCUUAGGUGGUAAUUCAAAAACUGCAAUGAUUGCUACAGUUAGUCCUGCUGCUAGUAACAUAGAGGAAACAUUAAGCACCCUUCGAUAUGCUAAGCAAGCCCGCCUGAUAAUUAACAUUGCCAAAGUAAAUGAAGAUGUGAAUGCCAAGUUAAUUAGAGAACUAAAAGCAGAAAUUGAAAAGCUGAAAGCUACUCAGCGAAAUACUAGGAAUAUUGACCCUGAACGAUACAGACGCUGUCAACAAGAAAUAACUUCCUUGAGAAUGAAACUUCAUCAACAAGAAAAGGAUAUAGUAGAAAUGCAAAGGGCAUGGAGAGAAAAACUUGAACAAGCAGAAAAAAGAAAGCUUCAAGAAACAAAGGAGUUGCAGAAAGCGGGAAUUACAUUCAAAAUGGAUAACCGCUUACCAAACCUUGUCAAUCUCAAUGAAGAUCCACAACUAUCAGAAAUGUUACUCUAUAUGAUAAAAGAAGGAAAAACUACUGUUGGGAAGAACAAACCAAACUCAGGUCAUGAUAUCCAGUUAUCAGGGGUGCUAAUUGCUGAUGAUCACUGUGUUAUUGAAAAUUUUGAUGGCACAGUCAGUAUCAUUCCACUAGGAGAUGCAAAAACAUAUGUAAAUGGAAAACAUAUCUCUGAAUCUACAAUUCUACAUCAUGGUGAUCGUGUCAUUCUUGGUGGAGAUCAUUAUUUUAGAUUUAAUCAUCCAGUAGAAGUACAGAAAGGAAAAAUAUCAUUUUGUGGGUCUGUUCUUACAAAUGAUGGUCCAAAAGACUUUGAGUUCGCAAAAAAUGAAUUGCUUAUGGCUCAGAGAUCACAACUUGAAGCAGAAAUAGAAGAGGCACGAUUAAAAGCUAAGGAAGAAAUGAUGCAAGGAAUCCAGAUUGCAAAAGAAAUGGCCCAACAAGAGCUGUCUUCUCAAAGAACUGCCUAUGAAAGUAAAAUAAAAGCCCUCGAAAUGGAACUGAAAGAAGAAUCUGAGAGGAAGAAAAUGCAGGAAAUAAAUAACCAAAAGGCUAAUGACAAAAUCCAGGAAUUAGAAAAAGCAAAGCAACAUCUCGAACAGAAAGUCCACGUUAAUAAGAAGCGAUUAGAAAUGGAGACUUUGGCUACAAAACAGGCCUUAGAAGAUCAUACUGUUCGGCAUGCGAAGAUUCUUGAAGCUUUGGAGGCUGAGAAGCAGAAAAUUGUUAAAGAGGUACAGAUUCUACAACAGAAUCGGAAUAACAAAGAUAAAAUGUUAACAAUUCAGCCUAAUUGGAAUUUCAUGAAGCUCUCAAUGAUGAUCCAAGAAGCGAACACCAUUAGCAACAAAUUAAGAAAGUGUUAUGUUUUUUGUAGGCAUGAUAUAUCAAGCAAAGGAAAUAGUACCGAGCCUUCUGUUCAAGUCCAGGUUCGUAAUGUUCAACUGGGCAUUUCGACUUUCUGGAGCUUGGAAAAAUUUGAAUCUAAACUUGCAGCAAUGAAAGAACUCUAUGAGAGUAAUAGUGGUAUUAAAGGUGAAGAUAUCUUUUAUGAUCCUGUAGAUGAAUGGGAACCUGAUUUAGCAAAUACAACAGUCUCAUCAUUUUCUAGAAGGAGGAGCAAGAGUUUGAUGAAGAAUAGGAGAAUUUCUGGAUGUUUACAAGAUAUAAAAGUUCAUCCAAUUAAGAAUUUAAAUUCUUCACAUUCAUCAGGCUUAAUGGAGAAAUCCAGCAGCAUUUAUUCAAAUUCAACAGAAUCUUUUCUGCCUGGAAUUUGCAAGGAUUUGAUUGGUUCAGCAUUAGAUUUCCUCAGUCAAAGUGAUGAUGAGGAAAAGACUAUGGUAGACAGCUUAAUUACUAAUUUUCUUAAAAUUCAUGCUUGUGUGAUUUCCAUUUCCAAAGCUUAUGAACAACAAGAUGAAGAAAGUCAAGAUAACUUUUUUUCUACUGAUCGAGUGAUCCAGUCAUUUUGUAUACAGAUGACAUCUGCUUUUGAACAGCUUGUUGUUCUAACCAAACAUUGGCUUGAUGAUUUUCCACAGUCUAUUUCCAGACCUGACGAUGACUUGACACAGGAAGUUAAAAAAUUGGGAGGAUACUUACAAUUGUUUUUGCAGGGAUGCUGUUCAGAUAUUUCAUCAAUGGUGAAUGAGGCUCAAAAGAAAAUGAUCCAAACCAUGCUACAGGCAGUAAAAUAUGUGGGACAGUUGGCAAUUCUUAAAGGAACCAAAUUGCAUCUUUCAGAAAACAGUAGGGAUGAAAUGGUGUAUCUUCAGGAGGACUUCAUAAAUGCCAUUUGUGAUGGAGUAAGUUUAGGUAUGAACAUUCUUUUGGAUUCUGGACUGGAAAAAAUGAAGCAGCUUCAGCAAGAACUCUUAGGACAGUGUCCACAAAAUAAGGUUAUAGAAAAGAUGAAAACAAAUGCAAUGGCAUUGAUCAGAUCCUUCGAAAAUACUAUUACAGAAUGGAAAACGAAGGAUUUUAGAGCUCAAGCUAAAGAAGAGGAGUCAGUAUCUCAAGAUGUGAAGAAGCUAAUUAAUCUUGCUACUGAAUUCUUGAAGUUGAAGCAUUGCUUAGAGCAAAUUAGUCAAAUUGUUAUUUCUGCAUUGAAAGGAUUGGGAUCCUACAGUGAUGUUAUCCUGCUCAAGAAUUGUGUUGAAAAUAUUUGCAACUUGGUCAGGCAUAUUAAUGAUGAAUUCAUUCUGUUUACACCACUUUCUGGUUCAACAAAUACCUAUGAUGAUGGAAUAUCUGGUGUUGCCUGCAGGGAAUUGCAGUCUCUGGCCAAAUCACUCCUGUUGGACUUUGAAUCUGAAGAAAGAUUUGACUUGUUAAAACCCAAGGAAAUAUGUAAACAAAAUAGUGAGGAUGAAGAAAAACAUAACCUAACAGGAAAUAAAUAUACUAGCAGUAAAGGUGUACCAAAACAAAUACAUAAACUCCAAACACCAUCUUCUACUCAUUGUACAGGAGAAUUUUCACCCAGUAAUAUUCAGUGGGUAUAAACUCAGAUAUGUGUAUAUAUUUUGUGAUUACCCAGAAAUGAAACUUGAUAAACUACUUUUUUAAUGUAGGAGGAAAUUUUGCAUGAGAAAAAAGAGCCUUGGAUACCUCACAGAAGUUCAGAACAGAUCAGGCUGGGUCUGAAGAACAUAAAUAAAGUGUUAUGGAAUCUUGAUUUUAAAAGAAACAAAUGUAUCUAUGUGACAUCCACAAGAUCACUUGACAAUUUUCCCUCUGAUGUUCAAUCAGCAGGCAUGUUAAAUGGGAACUGAGUUAAUUGUGAGUACUUGGAAUAUCAUAAAAUCCCAAAAUAUUUAUGAGAAAAUGAAAUAAGAAAUCUAAGACCAAACAUGUGUUCAUGUGGUUAGUCUCUGAUGGAAUUAUGUUGCUUUGGGUGCUAGGAAUAUCAAGUUUUUAUAUUGUCUGUUAACCGCAGUCACUGGUUCAUUAGCUAUAUUUAGGGAUUUCCUAAAGGUGGGAAAUAUGAACAGUUGGUUAAAUAUAUAUGUGUAUCUUUUCAGCUAAGAAAGUUUUAUGAAAACCUGAAAAUAGGAAUAUUUUUUUUAAAGGGAUUGCUAUUGAGAACUUAUCUCUGCAUUGUAGCUAUUCUUCUCAAGUGUAUCCUUUCAAUUAGAAUGCUCAGGUGUAUAGUUUUCCUAAUUUCUCCUAAUUGUAAAGAUAGUUAUCAAAAUAUGUAUUUUUUGUUUUCAGUGCAUCAUAUUCUAAUGACUUCCUCCUAGCUCUUACAAAAAGUGUCAGUGUUUAGGCAAGUAGUUGGAACUAAUUUUCUGUCAUAUUUGCUUAUAAAUGAGUGUGUGCCUAUGCAGUGUUUAUAGGUUCUUAUGAAUGAAGGUAAUAUCUGAAUUUUAAUCUGAGUAAGAAAAUAUAGAGUGUUUUUGUAUACAUGUUUUAGGACCCCUUAUCUUGGUUUUGUAUCAUCUUACAGUUUUUCUUGAUGACUUUAAAGUGACUAAAGGGACAAAAGUAAAACUCUAGAUAACUACUUUCUGAAAAAUUGGGAGGCAGUGUCCGAUUCUUUAAAUCAUCAAUGUUUAUAAUUAGCACUGAGUCUCAUUUUCUUGUCCUAGAGAAACGGUGCUAAAUUAAUGUCUUUGUUUCCUUGAGCAGAGACUUAGUUAACUAAAGAAAAUCACCUUUCUACCUAAUAUCUAAAUCUACAUUAUAAUAGGAGGCACAUUUUCACUCCUUUUUGGUAGAUCUUUUAUACCUAAUUAAAAAUUGCAUCCUAAUGCCAGAAUCUGAGCAGCUUGCUAUUGAAAGAACCUAAGGAAUCAAAGGUAGGACUUUUCACUGAUGGAACAGUUGUUUCAUUAUGAACUUAAAAGAAGAAUUUGGAGCUGGAUGGAAACUGAAGUUUUUGAGAUAUUUCGGCACAGAACAAAAGGUCAUUUAACUAUGGAAAAGAUAAAACUAAUGUCUUUGAGCUGCUUGAGAAAUGUGUGCAAUUUGUGUGGUUGUGCUAAAGAUACCAUUUCCAUGACACUGAACAGUUCCUGGAAAGUAAUUCUUUUAAGCAACAUAAGAACUUUGCUUUUUUCCCCUUUAAAUACUGGUAAAGUACAUCACUUAUUUAGUAGAAAUUGACUAUUUGGCAUAGUGUAACUAUCUAAUAAUUGCCUUAUUAAUGGGAAACUUCCAAUGACUUUCUUAUAUGUUAGUUGUCCCAUCCGAAUGUUAUUUUCAGUAUGUGUCAAAAUAAAUUGGCUUUGUUUGAGCAGUUUUUUUCUAAAUCUUAACCUGAGUUUUUUAUAAAUCUGUAAUGUAAUUUUGCCUCCACAUUUUUUUUCAGAAUUCUAGAUAUUUAUUCAUGCUUUAUUUUGUGCUUAAAAAUUGCACUUAAUCUUUGCCUCAACUUCCUUAAACCCAGGACUUUAACAUUAGUCAAAGCUUUUAAAAGUUUUCACAAAUAUUUUGUAUGUAUUUAUAUUCUCAUAUAAUUGUCCUGCUUGAACAGGUUUUGAAAUACAUUUUGCUAUUCAGAAUCAUGUGUCACUAUUGUAACAAAAAUGUCAUUAAUAAAUCUUGUCUGGAUCAAUAA